Mercurialis annua (annual mercury) is the source of this 2037-nucleotide messenger RNA. RefSeq lists its product as uncharacterized. Gene Ontology annotation, biological process: transport. The transcript is spliced from 6 exons. NCBI's taxonomy places the organism in Eukaryota, Viridiplantae, Streptophyta, Magnoliopsida, Malpighiales, Euphorbiaceae. The record is from RefSeq and is a predicted model, not a curated record. Gene Ontology annotation, molecular function: transporter activity. Bases 481 to 1725 code for a protein of 414 amino acids.
CUGAAAAAUAUAAUUAUUGGAUUAUAGAAAUCUAAAGACAGCGAGAUCCCAGCAACCGCCAUUAUUGGCUCCUCCUCCUCCUCCUCCAAUUUUAUCCCGCGCCUAUAGCAGACGCAGCCAUUGCCACUCUUUUUUCAUUUCCUUGCUUUUGAUCUUCCAGAUCUCAUCUUUUCGCCGCUAAUUCCAUACCCAGUCAAACAAUUCGAUUUACUUAACCUAAAUCCUCAAUUCUUUUGCACUCGUUACUUAAUCAAACCCUAAUUCCCUCGUAAUCUUCACCACAACUUCUCAUUCUCUAGCUUUUCAUUUUUUAAAAUUAGGGUUUCUACUUUUUGCUUACUUUCUCCAUUUUGACUAUACUUUUCUUAUGCCUUUUCUAAUUCAAAGACGAGUAGCGAGUAAUAUUUUAAAAAAACUUUGAUAUUUAGGUUUGAAUUAGUCAUUUUGGAUUAGGGUUUUGUUGCUGCUGCCGCCAUUGCGAUGGCGGAAGAGGUGCCGUUAUACUAUAGCAUAAUUGCAUUCUUGUGCACAUUUGGAGCAAUUGCUUUGGCUGUUUUUCACAUUUACAGGCAUUUACUUAAUUACACUGAACCUACUUACCAGAGAUAUAUUGUUCGCAUUAUCUUUAUGGUUCCGGUUUAUGCAUCUAUGUCUUUCUUGUCUCUUGUUUUGCCCGCAAGUUCGAUAUAUUUCAAUUCCAUAAGAGAAGUGUAUGAAGCUUGGGUCAUCUAUAACUUCCUGUCUCUCUGUCUUGCUUGGGUUGGGGGCCCUGGUGCUGUUGUGCUAAGCUUAAGCGGUCGGGUUCUAAAGCCAUCAUGCUGCCUGAUGACAUGUUGCCUACCACCAAUUCCACUAGAUGGUCGUUUUAUAAGGAGGUGUAAGCAAGGAUGUCUGCAAUUUGUGAUUCUAAAGCCUAUAUUAGUUGCCGUUACACUGAUACUAUACGCAAAAGGGAAAUAUAGAGAUGGGAAUUUCAGUCCAAAUCAAGCAUACCUGUAUCUUACUAUAAUAUAUACAAUCUCAUAUACAAUGGCUUUGUAUGCUUUGGCAUUGUUUUAUGUGGCUUGCAGAGAUCUGCUUCAGCCCUUCAAUCCAGUUCCCAAGUUUAUCAUCAUUAAGUCAGUUGUUUUUUUAACAUACUGGCAGGGAGUUCUGGUUUUUCUUGCUGCAAAGUCUGGAUUGAUCAAGAAUGCAGAGGAAGCUGCACAAUUUCAAAAUUUUAUUAUUUGUGUUGAGAUGCUUAUAGCUGCUGUGGGCCAUCUUUUUGCAUUUCCAUACAAAGAGUAUGCUGGCGCGAACAUUGGUGGAUCUUGUGGUGGUUUAACAGGAAGCCUUGCACAUGCCUUGAAGUUAAAUGAUUUGUAUCAUGAUACCGUUCACCAGUUUGCACCAACUUACCACGAUUAUGUGCUCUACAACCAUAGUGAAGGUGAUGAAGGAACAAGAAAGUAUCGUUCACGUACCUUUGUACCUACUGGUCAUGAAAUGGAUGCUGUUAGGAGAAACAGGCUGGAUGAAAUUCAGCUCUCUAGUCGCUCUUCUUCUGGUACAAGCACUCCCAAAAAUUCCACCUCAGCACCGGAUUUUGCACACCCUGAUACCAUGAAAUCUUCAUUGCUUAUAGAUACUUCAAAUUCUGUGCCAUAUGACAUGUCGCUUAUUGACAUGGACCUGUCCAGUUAUCCUGCAAAAGUUCCUGCUGCAAAAGAAUCUGGGAUUAGGUGAAAGUAUUGGAGAAAUUUCAGUAAAUAGAAGACAAAAAGAUGAUCCCUGAUGAACAUAAUCUUAGAGGAAAGUGAAUCCUGUCCCUACUUUGGGGAAGCAUAUUUGGUUAGUUGUGUCAAUUUUUGUGAUUUUUCUAUUGGUUCAAGCAAUUUAGUCUUCUGAUGUUGUGCUUCCCUUUGGUGAUCAUUAAUGGCCUGUUGUUAUGGGCUAUUGAUUGGCCAUCUUCUCUGUAGAUACAAAAACUUUUAGUUCAGAUACUUGGAAUAUUAGAGAUUCAAAUGAAAACGAGUUGUUGAGUUGUUUUUACCAUUA